Debaryomyces hansenii CBS767 is the source of this 456-nucleotide messenger RNA. RefSeq names its product DEHA2A13222p. NCBI's taxonomy places the organism in Eukaryota, Fungi, Ascomycota, Pichiomycetes, Serinales, Debaryomycetaceae. Bases 1 to 456 code for a protein of 151 amino acids. The record is from RefSeq and is a predicted model, not a curated record. The transcript has a single exon.
AUGACUUCGUCUGAUGCCAGAUUAGUCUACAUACAUAACCCAGAUAUAAAGAAAUGCAUUGAAUAUAGUAUCAAUUUAAUUGAUCAAGAUACCGACUUGCAGUCAUAUAACAUAGUGUAUGUCAAUUGCACUAUACCGAACGACCUAUUCAAUACUAUAAAUGCUUUGCCGAUACAGUUCAAAAAUAAUACCAAUGUUAUGAAAUCGUUUCAUUAUCACAAGGCUAAUGGCUUACAGGAUUUGCAACAUUUAAUAUCUAGUCAAAAGAGUGAUUUUAUAAUAAUAAUCGAAUCAAUAGAUCAGCUCGUCAAGUUAACGAACUUAAAUUACAUUGAGGUGAAUUCGUUAUUAAGUAGAAUAUUGCUACUGUUGAAGAGGAACAAGUUGUCCUUAUUAUUGGACAGGUAUUGUAAUAGUUAUAUAGAAUAUUUUGUUAAUGAUGUAUAUGAAGGUUAA